AUGAGACCUACCUGGACCAGAGCCUUCCAGGCAAGCUCUAUUUGUCGAGAAAACUACUACCAGAUUCUCGGUGUCAGUGUCAAUGCGACGGGCAAGGAAAUCAAGAAAAAGUUCUACGAGCUUAGCCGUAGAUACCACCCGGACCGGAACAAGGGGGGCGAUCUGGAAAAGUACCAGCAGAUCACCGCAGCAUAUCAGGUUUUGUCGAACGACGAUGCCCGCAAGCGGUUCGAUUUAACGCUGGGCGAGGCUGUCAGACAGCCUGAGGGAUACUCGAGGGCUGGAUCAGCCAGCUGGAAAGGAACAACCCGGGCUCGCUCCGGGUACCAAUUCCAUGCCCACACACCAAAGUACGCUGCCCACAAGGACCGCUCUAACCCCAAUCUAGAUCCACUUCGGCCCAAACACCGCGAUCACAGCGUCAAUGACACGCCGCAUUUCGACGCCGCCAAGCAUUUCGCAGCUCAACAGAGAAACGAGGCGCGGGUGAGAGAAGCUCGUCGCCAGCAAGAAGAGGCUGCCAAGCGUGCGGGACAUUCAGGUCACCAGAGCGGCUCUGGUUCUGCAUUCAUGGGUAUCGCGGGCACGGCAGCCGCAGGAGCUGCUUUAAUUUAUUUACUCUUCAGAUGA
This is a messenger RNA of Wickerhamiella sorbophila, 630 nucleotides long. Its product is annotated as DnaJ subfamily A member 3, mitochondrial. The transcript has a single exon. The record is from RefSeq and is a predicted model, not a curated record. Bases 1 to 630 code for a protein of 209 amino acids. NCBI's taxonomy places the organism in Eukaryota, Fungi, Ascomycota, Dipodascomycetes, Dipodascales, Trichomonascaceae.